UUCAAAGGCUAUUUGUAGUUGUGCUUGCAAUGGCUGUUAGUUGCUGCACCGGUUGCUGCUUUCGCUGUGGUAGCUUGCAAAGUUUGGAUACAAGAUGCGGUCGGGAAUAUUCUCCAGCACUUUGAUAUCCACCUUUGUCCUUUUGACCUUGCAUUGGAAUGGAGCUUGUGAAGAGGGCGGAUCGAAUAUUGUAUUUAUGACUGUACCUAUGGUUCACAGUCAUUAUUUUAACGGUAUGGGCCUGGCAGAGGAGAUGGCACGUCGGGGGCACAAGGUUUCAAUUUUGGUAACGGAGCAGCUAAAGACAAGAAAGAGCAUUGUAAAACAUGUUGAAUACCGGCUAAGAGACGCUGAGUUGGUAAACUCGAUUAACGAGGUUUACAAUGAUGUUUCGAAAAAAGAAUUCGGUGCCAUGGCCUUCAUCAAUUUUGUCAAAGAUCUAAUCAGACUUUUUGUCGAUGCUUGCUUUGCAAUUUUGGAGAACGAACAAACGCUGAAAGAAAUAAAGGAAGCAGACAUGAUUGUUGCAAUAACAUCAAUGUCAUGUGCCUACUACCUUGGUGAUAUCUUCGACAAGCCAGUUAUAUCACUGCACACUUCUGCUUUUUAUUUUCUCAGUCAAUUCACAGGGGCACCAAGUGUUCCUAGCCAUGUCCCUGCGGCAACUAUAGCUUUGAGUGAUGAAAUGACUUUCUUUGAGAGAAUCCAAAAUUUUAUCUCAUAUCGACUAUAUGAUGCAAUCGAGAGUCAUGGAACUACUUAUUACUUUAGAGAGCUGCAAGCUGCGUAUGGUUGGAGAAGCAGUGGAAGUUUUCCAGAGGUGAUUGGGAAAACAGAACUGUUUAUCUUCACUACUGACUUCUCUUAUCAGCACGCCCAGCCAAUAAUGCCUAAUACUUUUUUCGUUGGACCACUUUUGGCUAAACCUCCAGCACCAUUAUCUGAAGAUCUUGAGGAAUUCAUGCAAAGUUCCAACGAACAUGGAGUGGUACUCAUUGCUUUUGGCAGCGCUGCCUCUGAGAUGGACCAAACAACUAUUGAGGCAAUGCUAACUGCGAUCUCACGGAUGAAGCAAAAGUUCAUAUGGAAACUUGAGGCAACAGAAAAUCUGAAAAUCCCUCAAAACCUGAAAGCGCUCAAAUGGGUUCCUCAGAAUGACAUACUUGGGCAUAAAAAGACCAAGGCUUUCGUUAGUCACAUGGGACUCAAUGGUGCAGCAGAAGCUGCGUACCACGGCGUUCCGAUCGUCGCUGCGCCUUUCAAAGGAGAGCGGUUUCAUAAUGCAGUUUUGUUUACCAAGAAGGCGAAGAUGGCCAAGUUUAUCGACAUUAUAAAUGCUGGUGCAGACACAUGGCAAAGCACUAUGGAAGAGGUUGUUUACAAUUCAAGUUACAAAGAGCAUGCAAUGAUGACGUCAAAACGUAUGCGAAGCUGGCCUAAAUCAGGCACAGAGAGAGCCGGAGAUCUUGUUCAAUACGCUCUUGAUAAUGGUGGACGUCUGCCUCAUUUGAAGUCAAAUGCAAACACUCUGUACUGGUUCCAAUACUACUGUGUCGACGUCAUUGCGUUUUUGCUGGCACUCGCAGUGAUACUUCCAUGUUUAUUUUGUAAAGUGCUUAAGUUUCUUAUUUCAUUUUUAUGGAAAAACAGAACUAAGUCAAAAGAAGAAUAGUUCGAGAAA
Molecule: messenger RNA, 1681 nt
Organism: Rhopilema esculentum
Lineage: Eukaryota; Metazoa; Cnidaria; Scyphozoa; Rhizostomeae; Rhizostomatidae
Source: RefSeq, a predicted model, not a curated record